Messenger RNA from Talaromyces marneffei, 1281 nucleotides. RefSeq lists its product as uncharacterized. The record is from RefSeq and is a predicted model, not a curated record. NCBI's taxonomy places the organism in Eukaryota, Fungi, Ascomycota, Eurotiomycetes, Eurotiales, Trichocomaceae. The coding region runs from base 1 to 1281 and encodes 426 amino acids. The transcript is spliced from 2 exons.
AUGGCGACCACUCCUCCGCCUUCGGACUUGCGUGAGCUACGUGAGCCACGGGCACCCAGACAUGGCGCUGGCUAUGACAGCUUCGAUCCAUAUCCUACAAGACAAUCGGCUCGAUUGGCAGGGCAAAGAUCUAGCGAGCCGCACACAACUCCUCCCCCGCCAUCUCCCAAAAAAUCCGCACGUCGUAACGGCAUCGACGCCUUGUCUCCUCCUGGGACUCUUUCUCCCCGCAAGAAGACAGUGCGUGGAAAAGCGUCGCUAAUAAACGAAACCUUGGAUGUGGAAACUUCAGAUCUCUCAGACGGCGCCUCAGGACACCGUUUGUCGCGAUCGGCAAUUCUUCCAGGACGUUCGCUUCUCUUGCCCACCCCUGCAAAGACUCCUCGCCAUCAAAAGUCGGUUGGGAAUUUCGGCGCCGCAGCACGAUCUCUCUUUCCUAACGCCUCAUCCUCGAGCCAGACGAAAAGCACAAAGAAACCUAGUGGAUUCUCCCUUGACAGCUUCCACGAAGAUUCUACUAGCAACAACAGCUCCAUUGAAAUCUUCACAGACAGUCGUGAUCGUAUCCCUGUGGCAAACAAACGCCUUGACAACCCAUUUUUGAGCAAAUCAGAACCCAAGAUGUCUUCUGAUAGCGAAAUCCCCAAGGCCAAGCGUCAGCGUGUCGCCUCUCGUCAUGUGGCACCGGAAAUUGAUCCUAAAGAAGCUGUCAAGCGGACGGAUGGAAUGCUAUACACCUUUCGUGGAAAGAAAGUCUUUCGCAAAUUCGACUAUCAGCGCAGCGAUUCCGAGGAGGACCAGAAUGAGGAGGACGAACUGGGCUUCUUCGCCGUUCGCCCAGACUUGCUUGACAGCAGUGUUAACCUUGAUGCCCCACGUUUAACCCGCUCAGCCAUCAAGGGCCGCCGUCUCUUUUCAGCUCUAUCAGAUAGCAAGCAUUCCAACUCUGUCGACGAGAACGAAGAGGCUACUACAGACAUUGAAGAUCCUAUUGAUUCUAUCGAGGGCACAGACAUUGUCCAUUCCGAAGGAGAUCUGGAACUGACGCCUAACAAACGUUCGCUACGCACUCGGACUACUCGUUUGCAUAAUAGUGACAAGACAGAACCCAUCCACACUGCUGUUUCUGAAACAAAGAAGAGUGACAAACGCAGCAGUCCUUUUGAUAUCUGGGCUCGUAAGAAGACACAGCCUGCCAAAGUGUCCGUAUCGAAGAAGCGUGAAGCCGAUCCUUUUACGGAUUCACCUGCCCCCGCACCUAAGCGGACUAGAGCUCACUAG